CGUAAUUACGAGGAAGUCGCGUUGACGGGAUGUAAAUAAAGAGGCUUCAGCGUUGGCUUGAGAAAACAUGAAAUAGCAGCAGGGUAAACUCCAUCCAGUUUCAUUCCCAGCCAUGGUGUGCUGCCGCUCCAGCUCCAGACUCUGCUCUCGCUCUUCAGCGUACACGCUGGCACUUGGCCUGGGCUUCGUAACGUUAGGGACCAGUCGCAUCCUGCUGCUCAAAUUCUCUGCCAAUGCUGAGAACAAGUAUGACUUCCUCCCAGCAUCUGUCAACCUGCUCGCUGAAGCGCUCAAACUGGUCUUCUGCCUGGUCAUGUCAGUCAGAGUCAUAGUCCAAGAGGGACGAUCAUGUAAAGAGUUGGGCUGUGCCUCCAGCUCCUCCUUCCUCAUCUCCCUUAAGUGGGCCGUUCCCGCCUUCCUCUACUUCAUGGACAACCUCAUCAUCUUCUAUGUGAUGACCUACCUGCAGCCUGCCAUGGCGGUGUUGUUUUCCAACUUUGUCAUUCUGACCACAGCUGUUCUGUUCAGACUUGUGCUGAAGAGGCGUCUGUCCUGGGUCCAGUGGGCGUCGCUGGUGAUCCUCUUCCUUGCCAUCGUUUCCUUGACAGUAGGAUCAGGGUCUAGCCAGAACUCCAUGGCGGUGCCGGGCCUUCACUCGAACCCUCUCUCCACCCCCUCCAACUCCUGCCUGCUCUACACGCAGCUCCUGGAGCAGAUGAGGAACAGCAGUGCCUCUGAAUCAUGGACAUCGUUGAUGCCGGGUCAGGCGUGGAGGGACGAGAUAGCGGAGAAACUUCGAUCUCUGGGCGUGGGUCACAUCCUGCUCCUCUUCCAGUGCUUCAUCUCCGCCAUGGCCAACAUCUACAACGAGAAGAUUCUCAAAGAAGGGGAUCAGCUCACUGAGAGCAUCUUCAUUCAGAACAGCAAACUAUAUGCCUUUGGUGUGGUGUUCAACGGUCUGACCCUCGUCCUCAGCACCGAGGCCCGAGGCCUCACCGUUCACUGCGGCCUCCUGCAUGGACACAACGUUUACUCCCUGGGGCUGGUGCUGGUCACCGCUGCCCUAGGUUUAUCUGUGGCCUUCAUCUUAAAGUUCAGAGACAACAUGUUCCACGUGCUCACUGGCCAGAUCACCACCGUCUUGGUCACGGGCCUCUCCCUAUUCCUCUUCAACUUCCGCCCCUCGCUGGACUUCUUCCUCCAGGCCCCCGUGGUCCUCCUGGCCAUCGGCAUCUACAACGCCAGCCGGCCCAAGGACCUGGAAUACAACCUGCAGCAGGAAAAGCUGCGGGUCAUUAAUGGAGAGGUGUUCGAGAGGUCCAGAGGGGACGGCGAGGAGCUGGAGCUUCUGAGGAAGACCAACACGGAGAGCGAGUCCGAGGCAGAGUCCAUUUAGAUCAGAGAUACGGCUCGACCACAGAGCGGAGGACUCAACUGCUGCUGACGUUCAGCUGGGCAGAGACAGUCGCACGCUCUCAACGUCUUGGUUGAUGUGUUUAUUGUAACUGUCAGCGGGUAAAAACGACAGUUUUGAGGGUUUGUGAGACAGAUUCAGCAGGGACACCUUUGACAGCUGGGGCUAUAUUGUAUAUUUUGAAAUGUGCCUGUCAGAGUGAAACAGCUUGUUGCACUGUAUGUUUAUGUGUAUGUAUGUAUGUGUGUGUGUGUGUGUGUGUGUGCGUGUGUGAGCGUGCGUGGGUGUGUGUAGGGACAUAAGUGGCAAUACGCUAUCAAAUGGGAACAUUGUUUGUAAAUCAUCCUUCAGUGAUUCUAACUGGAUGUGGUGGUGUCUGGCUGCUCAUCAGCGGCCACAUUCCAUGCAAGUUUAUUAUUUAAAAU
This is a messenger RNA of Cololabis saira (Pacific saury), 1839 nucleotides long. It is a transcript of the gene slc35a5, whose product is annotated as solute carrier family 35 member A5. Gene Ontology annotation, molecular function: pyrimidine nucleotide-sugar transmembrane transporter activity. The record is from RefSeq and is a predicted model, not a curated record. Gene Ontology annotation, biological process: pyrimidine nucleotide-sugar transmembrane transport. Bases 113 to 1396 code for a protein of 427 amino acids. Gene Ontology annotation, cellular component: Golgi membrane. Lineage: Eukaryota; Metazoa; Chordata; Actinopteri; Beloniformes; Belonidae. The transcript has 10 exons.